AUGGUAUUAUCAGUUUGGCAAUUUGUGUUUUAUGGAUUUAUAAUUUUGAUUUAGUUAAAAAGCAACUUAAACAUCUUAAUUUACAUAUAGACAAAACUUCAUUGGAAUAUGCUAAAAGAAAUUUAUAUCUUUAGGGAGGUACAUUUUUGUCACAUCAGCUUAUUUAAGAAUAUUAAGCUUAAUACAUGA
Messenger RNA from Paramecium sonneborni, 189 nucleotides. NCBI's taxonomy places the organism in Eukaryota, Ciliophora, Oligohymenophorea, Peniculida, Parameciidae. The record is from the annotation of a GenBank genome assembly.